This is a messenger RNA of Camponotus floridanus (Florida carpenter ant), 5593 nucleotides long. It is a transcript of the gene siz, whose product is annotated as IQ motif and SEC7 domain-containing protein 1. Gene Ontology annotation, biological process: actin cytoskeleton organization; regulation of ARF protein signal transduction. Gene Ontology annotation, molecular function: guanyl-nucleotide exchange factor activity. The coding region runs from base 950 to 4066 and encodes 1038 amino acids. NCBI's taxonomy places the organism in Eukaryota, Metazoa, Arthropoda, Insecta, Hymenoptera, Formicidae. The transcript is spliced from 10 exons. The record is from RefSeq and is a predicted model, not a curated record.
GGGUAAAAGUCAGCCGCUCGACGACGGUGUUUCGACGCGAACAUCCAGCUCGCCGUCGACUGGCACGCUCAGUCAAGCUGAAACCGCCAAGGAUCGCGACAGAGCGAGCGCGUGCCUUAUACGUCUCUUUCUCGCCGCGUUUCACCGUUUCUCGAUGUCGCUCGCGGUCCAGGAGUAUCCGCGGUAACCUGGUGCAUCUGCGAUCCCGUCGAAUCGGUCGCCCGAAAAGGUGCGCGUACCAAGUGCGUUCCAUCUCAAGGCUCUUUCCUCCUCGAUGAUAGUGAUAGUCACGCGAUAACGCGACAGUGCCAAGGACGCGGGAUGAUAAUGCGCCGAUUUUUCACGCGAAUCGACGUGUGCGUGCGUGAAGUAGAAUAACUCCGGGAUGAAUUUUCGGAGCGCGAAUUUUUCGCGCCACGACGAUGCUGUUGCUAUCUUUAUGGCUAAUCAGGCGGAACUCACUUACGGGAUAUGAUGUCAGUGAAAUAAACGAAGGGGACGUGUGCCGCCUUAUCGGUAGUCGCUGUAUCGAUAGACCUUAAAAAGCGCGCUGAAUCAUCGCGCUUAGCAAAAUUGACGACGUCGUUUACGACUGCGGUCGGCCUUUAUACCAAGUGUCGCGCAAAAUUGUAGGCAGAUACGAGCAGGUACAUAUAUCGCGGCGAGGAAAAAAUUGGGUACACCUUGCCACGCGAUUUUUUCACGCCAAUUCGCCUAAACGCGGUCUCUCGUGUGCGAAAAGAGGGUCACGGAAUCGAUGAGAUCCGUUGGAUAUCGAACGUAUCCUCUCUAACGUGAUUUCUUCGGUACUCGCCAAUUAACCAAAGAAUGCUGCGGUAACCUAUUUGCGAAUCGAGUUAAACGCGUGGAGAACGCGACGAUGAGUUCGCCAGCGAAGCAAGGCGCGACUCAUACCCCGGAACGGUGAGAAUUCCCGUGAUGAACAGUGAUGAUCGCGUACACGAUGAUCGAGCCACGCAGCGACAGGGUGACGGUCUGCUCGCCCCAGACCCAGCACCACUGUUACCAAGUGAUACGAACCACCAGAGUGCACCAAAGUUCGCGAAGCUCGAGGAUGGUGACCGUCCAGGAGAGGGUCGUCAGAUCGCGUCUUCAGUUGGGUUACUCCACGCCGACGUCGUUCAUCAAUCGCUUCCCGACGAAGGUGGAGAGGCCCCUGGUGUCGCACGGCAAUUCGAGUCAGAUCCACGGCAACAGCAUGCACGGCGCCUACUCGUCCGGUAGUCAGACGUCCCUGUCGACGACGUCGUACAUCACCGGCCAGUCCUACAUGCAGAGCCAGAAUUACGGAGCACCCCCGUAUCCCUCCGCGAGCGUGCAGAUAUAUCCGUCUCACGGCGCGUCGGGCUACUCGCAGCCGCAGAGCUACGGUACCGUGGUGCAGGGCUUUGGCGGGCAACCGCAGUCCGCCGCGUAUCAGCAGACUCACCUAAAAAAGGGAUCGGUCCGCAACGGCGACGUGCUCAAGCGAUGUCGACUGCAGACCGCAUACGAGUUGUCGCAGGAUCUACUCGACAAGCAGAUCGAGAUGCUGGAGCGGAAAUACGGCGGCGUAAAGGCGAGGAACGCCGCGCUGACGAUCCAGCGUGCGUUCCGAAGGUACACGUUGCUGAAGAAGUUCGCGGCGAUCACGGCGAUGGCCAAGGCGGAAAAGCGACUGAGCAGGAAGCUUCAAGAGGUGACGACGGAUCGUUCGGGCAACCUCAACGAUCACGAGAGAAUGGUUUACCACAGUCAGAUAUACAUUCAGCAAGCGCAAUCCGCCAACAGACCGAUGCCGAUCCGCAGCAUGUCUCUGAGGGAGAGGCGGCACAUAGACAAUUCUCAGUCGCCGAUACCGAGGAGUCAGAGCGGUAGAUGCGAGGUUCAAGUCAGUGGUCAUCAGCACACAAACCAUAACUUGCAUCAGAGCGGUAGACACACACCCUCGUUGGCGCCCAGCCCGUGUAACCGACAUCAGCAAUUACCGCCGAGUCCCUGUUGGGAGUCGAGCUCCCAAGAGAGCGGUUCCAGUAUCCAUUACUACAAUCCACAGGAGGCCUUGUGCGGUCUGAGACAAGAGACGCCGCCGAGAGAUUUGCUGCGGACACCGUGCACGUCACCGUCGGCGCCACACAAUAUGACGACGAUAUCGCAGAAUUGGAACAACGCCAAUCAGCUUGGUCCUGGUAGAACAACAAGAGGAAGUUCUGGCAAGAAGAUUCCGCCGGAGGUUCCGAAGAGAACGUCCUCCAUCACUUCGAGAUCUAUGGAACCGCGUCACAACGGUCUCAGUAAAAGCGUAGAGAAUGGAAGCCUAAGUUCGGUACAGAGCUCCGGCAGCGAUUCCACCAAUUGCGAGAGUUCGGAAGGUGACGCUCAGAGAGGCUCACCGGUCUGGAAGCAUAAAGGGAUUUCGAGUUCGCCGGAGCAUCAGGAAUGUGCGAGUCAUACCGCGGACGCAACAGCGAUGGCUACUAACGUUAAGGAGCUCGGCCAUUCGCAUGCCAGUUCUGGCUACCAGCUUCCUCUGAUGGAUCAUACGGAAAAUCUACCGACUCAAACGAGUUACAAGGUAUCCGAGACGGUGAGAAAGCGACAGUAUAGAGUCGGCCUGAAUCUUUUCAACAAAAAGCCGGAGAGGGGAAUCAGUUAUCUCAUCAGACGCGGCUUUUUGGAAAACAGUCCGCAGGGAGUCGCUAGAUUUUUGAUCAGUCGAAAAGGAUUAUCCAAACAGAUGAUAGGAGAGUAUCUCGGGAACUUGCAGAAUACUUUUAAUAUGGCGGUACUUGAAUGUUUCUCCCAGGAAUUGGAUCUUUCUGGAAUGCAGGUGGAUGUAGCUUUACGAAAGUUUCAAGCUUAUUUCAGAAUGCCCGGCGAGGCACAAAAAAUCGAACGAUUGAUGGAAGUCUUCAGUCAACGUUAUUGUCAAUGCAAUCACGAUGUAAUAUCGAGGUUGCGGUCAGCUGAUACUGUUUUCGUCUUGGCCUUUGCCAUUAUCAUGCUUAAUACGGAUUUGCAUACGCCCAAUUUGAAACCCGAACGUAGAAUGAGACUCGAGGAUUUCAUAAAAAAUCUUCGAGGAAUCGAUGAUUGCGGCGAUAUAGAUAAAGAUAUCUUGGUUGGCAUUUAUGAACGGGUGAAAGAUAAUGAAUUCAAGCCGGGCUCCGACCAUGUGUCACAAGUGAUGAAGGUUCAAGCAACCAUUGUUGGAAAGAAGCCAAACAUGGCACUGCCGCAUAGAAGAUUGGUAUGUUACUGCAGACUCUACGAGAUACCGGACAUUCAUAAGAAGGAGAGACCCGGUGUCCAUCAGAGAGAGGUUUUCCUCUUCAAUGAUCUGCUCGUCGUUACGAAAAUUCUGAGCAAGAAAAAGAAUAGCGUAACCUACACCUUUAGGCAAAGCUUUCCGCUUUGCGGCAUGGUAGUUACUCUAUUCGAGGUUCCUCAUUAUCCAUAUGGCAUAAGACUCUCUCAGCGUGUCGACGGAAAAGUUCUAGUCACAUUUAACGCUCGAAACGAGCACGACAGAUGUAAAUUCGUGGAAGACCUCAGGGAAUCCAUCAGUGAAAUGGACGAGAUGGAAACUUUGCGUAUCGAAACCGAAUUAGAGAGACAAAAGAGCAGUAGAAGCGCGCGAGGUGGCGCAGAAAAUAGAGACUCCGGUGUUGCCGACGUGGAAAUAUGCCCUUGCCCGGGUGCUUGUUCCGACAGAGCAGAGACAGUCGAUGUUGACACACAAUUGAAACGUUCCGCCCUUAGUAAUUCACUCCUGGACAUACACGAGCAAUUUGCCGGUGAGAAGCCGCAGCGUCGUGGAAGCGUGGGUUCUCUAGAUAGCGGUAUGUCUAUUUCAUUUCAAUCUACUUCCGCCAGUUCAAUGAGCCAAGGCAUUAAGCAUGCCGGACAAGUUCAUUCUAUUCAUCCAGGAGCUACGAUUCCUGGUCCUGGUGGUAAAGGACUGGUUCAGCAACCGUCUUUUUUAGGAGGUCUUUUUACCAAACGCGAGCGAAAGCUAUCGCAAUCUGAAGAAUCUGGUCCAUACAGUCGCACUACGGAAGUAUAAUGUGUGUACAUUCUUCCAAUCAUGUAAAAUAAGAGAUACAUCUUUGUAUACCCGUUUUUUUUUCUAGUACGCUUCGUGUUUUUAAUAAAGGCUAUGUUUAUGAUAACGCCAAUUUUAAAUAGCAAUAAUUACACUCGCAAAUUUAUUCAUAUUAAUGUGAAAUUGUUUUUUUCCUCGUUCGGAGUCUUAUACUGUUUUUACUGUGGUUUAAAAACGGAAGCUAAGCUAACGGAAAUAAAUAUGCACUUAAGCAAGCAGCAAGACUGCCACGCGCGCGAGAAUUAUUCUAUUAGGGUAUACAAUAGAAUAUAUAGUAUGUCGUUAUAUAUAUAUAUAUAUAUAUAUAUAUAUAUAUAUAUAUAUAUAUAAUCACGAAGCGUGCUAAAGAAUGAAAUAAUCGAUAACAGAUAAAGCCAAAUUCAAGGACAUAAAUUUAAAAGAUUGGGCAGGAUCCAAUCAAAAUCAUGUGGCGUAUAAAGGGAAAAAAAUUUAAUCUAUCCUCUUCUCCUCCCGUAUAACGCGUGUAUAGUAUUUAUUCAUUAAAGAAGGAAAAUAAUGGACAUUUUUCAUACUGUAUUUAUAAUUCAGGCAAUGAAUGAUAGAAUUAUGUGUAGAUAAUUAUUACAUUUUUGCUUAGUUUUACACACACAUAUAUAUAUGUUAAUAAGUAUAACAAAAACUGAAGAGAAGAAAAAAUUGUAAAUCGUGCGAAUUCUUGAUACAAUUAUCGAGAGAAUUUUAACAGCGUCAUUAUCAGCGAAUAUCAUUACCAUCACCGAUUUUCGAGGGAAAUAUUGUAAAUAUGAGAUAAUAUAAAAUGUUCGGAAUAAAUUAUAUCAUGUGUAACAAAAAAAAAGAGUUUAGCGUGUAAGAGAAAACGAUAAGCAAUCUCUAUUGAUGUUAGGUGCAUGUUGAUGUCUAACGAUUUUUAUUAUCGGAAACACGUGAAGUUUGUGAAUGUAGCAGUGAAAUAAGACUCGACAUAAAUCAUGUUUGUCAUUAUAGCGACCUACUGGUAAUCAUCUAUGAAAAGUAGUUUUGCUUUUAUUGUAUGUUGAAAUUUUGACUCAAAGUUGUUCACAUUUUCACUAAAAAAAAAUUAAUAAAUAAUCCAUUAUAUUAAAUAUAUCCGUCAUUAAUUCGUUUCUCAUUUCCCGCGAUGAGUAGACGAUAGACAUCUAGGCGUACAUACUGUGUCACGAAAAUAAACGUAUAGGUAAACUAAGAUACAUACGCGAAACACAAAAAUAAAAUACAAGAACGCGCAUGCCUUAUUUACUGCCACUGGGUAAAUCUUCGCACGCGAGGGAGAAACGAAAUAAUGAUACUAUAUAUACGUAGAAAGAUUGAAAGUUCUCCAAGAGCUGUGGAAUUGUAUGACAAACUAAUCAAUCGUGUACAUAGAGCCAACGUCAGUUAGCUGUAAGCAAGCAAUGACGUUUAUUAAUUUAACGAUAAUCUCCCGUUAUAAAAUAACGCAUCUGUAUAGGAGGAGUGUUUAAUAUAUCUGUAUAAGUUUUAUCUUUA